This is a messenger RNA of Cylicostephanus goldi, 459 nucleotides long. Lineage: Eukaryota; Metazoa; Nematoda; Chromadorea; Rhabditida; Strongylidae. The record is from the annotation of a GenBank genome assembly.
AUGACGAUGACGAUAAUGAAGACUCCUCACCCGAAGUUCAGCCCAGAUCUCGAGCAGGUGCAGGAAAGGACCCAAGAGCAAGUGCAGGAAAAACUCGUUCGCGUUCACGAAGGCGGUCCCGCCGAAGACGCAGUUCGCGAUCACCGGGCCGAUCCCGCUCUCGAUCGAGGAGACGUAGCCGUUCUCGCCGUUCAAGAUCCAGAAGGAGAUCCCGACGUUCGAGAUCUCGCCGUUCAAGAUCCAGAAGAUCCUCUAGGUCACGCUCUAGAAGAAGGAGUCGAUCUCGAAGACGAAGAAGAGGAAGCCGUAGAUCGCGGAGAUCGAGGCGUUCAAGAUCUCGAAGACGAACGAGACGAUCCAGAAGGCGACGUGCAGGAAAAGAUGAUCAAAUGGAUGACGCGCCGGCAAAACGAAGAAGAAGAAGAACGAGAAAGGGAUCCGAUUGAUCACAAAUACUGA